CACACACACACACACCCACGCACACGCACACGCACACACUCUCACGCACAGACACACACACGCACGCAUGCUCCCAGUAUUUAAAUGAGCAGUGUGUGUCCUUCCACAUAGGACUUGUCUGUUGAGUGCAGAGGGACGCGCUGCUAACUGAAACGGCUGCAAAUCUGUGGGCUACUCUCUUGUCCAACACGCACUGACAAAUACAGAGGAUCUCUCCCAAGAACUCAGCCACUCCUACUGACAAGGAGGGCCCCUCUCUCUCUCUCUCUCUCCCCCUCUCUAUCUCUCGCUCUCUCUCUCCCUCUCCCUCUCUGUUUCUCUCUCUCUCCCCUCUCUCUCUCUGUUUCUCUCUCUCUUUCCCUCUACCUCUCUGUUUCUCUCGCUCUCUCUCUCUUCCUCUCCCUCUCUCUCUCUCCCUCUCUCUCUCUCCCUCCCUCUCUCUCUCCCACUCCCUCUCCCUCUCUCCCUCUCUCCCUCCCUCUCUCCCUCUCUCCCUACCGUCCCUCCCACUCACUGUGCUGCCUUUUCUCCGAGAGUCCUCAGUAUCUUAGUGGUCAUGUUGCGGAGCAGCUGGUCGAGAGCACCGGAGCUCUGGCUGUGUGUGUGUGUGUGCGUGUGUGUGACGGUCCCGGGCCCCGUGCGGGGGGGCCGCGUUCUGGCCAUGCCCGUGGACGGCAGCCACUGGCUCAGCAUGAAGCUGCUGGUCAAGGAGCUGGCGCUGCGUGGGCACGAGGUGUUAGUGCUCGUCCCCGAGACCAGCAUCCUCCUCCUCCAGGGCUCGGACGCGCAGCCGUACCGCACCGAGAGCUUCCCGGUGCCCUACACGCGCGCGGGCCUGGCGCAGAGCACCGAUUGGCUGCGGCAGAGCGUCUUCUACCGCACGCCACCGCUGGCCGAGAUCUCCACCAACCUGCGGCGGCUGCUCAACUUCACGGGCACGCAGGUGACGGGCUGCGAGGCGCUGCUCUACAACGCGCCCGUCAUGGAGCGCCUGCGGGCGCGGGGCUUCCAGCUGCUGCUGACCGACCCCUUCCUGCCCUGCGGCGCCAUCCUGGCCGACGCCCUGGCGCUGCCCGCCGUCUACUUCCUGCGCGGGAUGCCGUGCGGCCUGGACGCGCUGGCGCUGCAGUGUCCGUCGCCGCCCUCCUACGUGCCGCGCUACCGCUCGGACGCCACCGACCGCAUGAGCUUCCCGGAGCGCGUCAAGAACUUCGUGAUGAGCGGCGUGGAGCUGCAGCUGUGCCGGGUCAUGUACGCCGGCUUCGACGAGCUGGCCGCGCGUUACCUGGGCCGGCAGGUGACCUAUCGAGAGCUGCUCGGCCGCGGCGCCGUCUGGCUGCUGCGCUACGACUUCGCCUUCGAGUACCCGCGCCCGCUCAUGCCCAACAUGGUGCUCAUCGGGGGCAUCAACUGCGCCAGGUCGCAGGGCCUCUCCGCCGAGCUGAAGGAGUUUGUGGAGGGAUCUGGAGAGCACGGCAUCGUGGUCUUCACCCUGGGCUCGUUGGUGGAGUCCAUGCCAGCAGAGAAAGCUGCCAUCUUCUUCUCAGCCUUCAGCCAGAUUCCCCAGAGGGUUCUGUGGCGCUACUCCGGCCCUCUUCCAGACCAUGUCCCAGAAAAUGUCAAAGUGAUGAAGUGGCUGCCACAGAAUGACCUUUUAGCCCACCCCAAGGCCAAGGCCUUCAUCACUCACGGGGGCACUCACGGGAUCUACGAGGGCAUCUGCAACGGCGUUCCCAUGGUGAUGAUGCCGCUCUUCGGUGACCAGACCGACAACGCUCACCGUGUAGCCCACCGCGGGGUUGCCGUGGUGCUCAGCAUCUUUGACGUGACGCCGGAAUCCCUCGUCGACGCACUGGACACGGUCAUCAAUGUCAGCAGUUACCAGGAGAACAUGCAGAAGCUGUCCGCCAUACACAACGACCGGCCCAUAGAACCCCUGGACCUUGCUGUUCAUUGGACGGAGUUUGUCAUGAGGCACAAAGGGGCGGAGCAUCUGCGUCCAGCGGCCCACCACCUCAACUGGAUCCAGUACCACUCUCUGGACGUGAUCGGCUUUCUGCUGGUCGUGGUGGCAACUGUUGUCGUGGUGAUGAUCACGUGCUGCGCGGCGUGUCUGCGGAGGUGUUGUGGGGGCUCCAAGAAGACGAAGAAAGAGUGACAGGCCAGACAUCUCUUCUGAACACAUGCACUGAAUGUUCACAGUCUCGUGGGACUGCUCUGCUAUACUGGGCCUGAGUUGCAUAGAAAUACAAACAUGUCAGCUGGUUUGUUUGAGGAGACUGCACACAACCGACCAGCUGUUUGAAACAACAAAUGUAAAGACAUGCAAUACUGUGCACCUUUUUUUCCUACUAACUCCUCUCAGGAGACAGUCACCUGAAAGGUUGAGGGUUCAAUCCCCGGUUUCCACCGUUAGCCGUUAGCUUAACCCCUAAGUUGCUUUGGGGAGAACAGCUCUUGUAAUUAGUGAAGGAAAAGUCCGCUGCAACCAAAUUUUGCGCCCAAUCAUUUAAUAAAAUUCUGUGAGGUUUCGAGGCCAGCUCUUCCUCACUGAUUUUUAUUGAAUGAUUGAGAGCAAAAUCUGGUUGCAGCGACUCUUCCUUCCUUUCCUUUACUUUUUAGUCCUGUUCCCAUUUUUAAAUCAGGGUGUGUGUGUGUGUGCAUUGUCUGCACAGCCUUGUAAUGUAAUUGCCAUCUGUAAGUGGCUUUGGAUGAAUGCUAAAUGAAUAAAUGUAAAUAUAUACAGUAUGUGCUACCAUCUCCAGAUUCACACGUCUCUGUAGCGCUCUUGAGCUACGCAGUGCUCCGGUGUCAGCACCAUGUUGGCACUCUUACGAGUUCCUAUGACGUAUGGAUGACAUCAGUUUUAUUAUGUGAUGACUUGUCUGUGCUGGCUACCAAAUGGAAGAUAAACUAAGACUAGACUAGGUUUAAGAUUCUUAUGGAUUUUUUUUCUUUGUUUAAUCAAAUAGGGUGCAGUGUAGAGACUUGCACUGAAGCCUGCUGUGGUUUCUGAAUUAAGUUUCCUUCUCAUAAAUGAUUGUUGACAUUGAAACGAUGAAUCAAAACUGUCACACCACUGUCUUACUGUUGCAUAUUGACAUAGCCUUUGCCCAUUCUUCCACUCAAAUGGUAAAUGUUUAGUAGUGGAAGGAUAUGUGCUUCUCUUUUGAUCAGUGUUGAGUAGUCGCCACUUCACCUGAACUGUUGCCAAGGCGAUGACUUCAUGUUUGGUGACAUCACAGAAUUUGCGUUUGACUCAUGUUAUGGUUAUGCUGUGGAUAUGGUUAUGCUAUUUGGCAGACGCCUUUGUCCAAAGUGUUAUAUUAGGAUAAGAUUCCGUGCAAUAGCCCACAGGUGACGUGAGCUAGCCAGCCAAACGUGCUGUUAUGCAAUAUUCAUUUUGCUCCUCACACCACAAGCCUUGAGACCAUUUCUAUUCUGAUUGGCAUUAUAAACUGUAAAUAAAAAUGAUUCAAAUACUGUUUAAAAAGAAAAAA
Sardina pilchardus (European sardine) is the source of this 3500-nucleotide messenger RNA. Its product is annotated as UDP-glucuronosyltransferase-like. The transcript has 5 exons. The record is from RefSeq and is a predicted model, not a curated record. Lineage: Eukaryota; Metazoa; Chordata; Actinopteri; Clupeiformes; Clupeidae. The coding region runs from base 557 to 2158 and encodes 533 amino acids. Gene Ontology annotation, molecular function: UDP-glycosyltransferase activity.